Ananas comosus (pineapple) is the source of this 938-nucleotide messenger RNA. RefSeq names its product eukaryotic initiation factor 4A-I. Lineage: Eukaryota; Viridiplantae; Streptophyta; Magnoliopsida; Poales; Bromeliaceae. The coding region runs from base 71 to 715 and encodes 214 amino acids. The transcript is spliced from 8 exons. The record is from RefSeq and is a predicted model, not a curated record.
GGCGAAAAACGGGGAAUAAGUCCUCUUAUUCCAAAUCUCCUUAUUCGCGGUUGUGGGAGCAACGGAGACGAUGAGAGGGGCGUCGCUCGAUCUCGGAGACACGCUCACUUCUCCUUCUCCUCCCGCUUCUCACUCCCACCUCAGCUCCGGGCGCCACUUCUAUGUCGCCGUCGAUCGCCUCCAAUUCAAAAUGGAGACGUUGGUGGAUCUUCUCGGGGUCGCGGGCCGGCGCCCGUCGCUUCCGAUGGUGAUCUGUUGCAGUUCCCGCGACGAGCUCGACGCCGUGUGCUCCGCCGUCUCCAAUCUCUCCUUCAUCUCCCUCUCACCUCUGUACAGCGACCAGGCAGAAGCUGAACGUGCAUCUAUAUUGGAAAGAUUUCGCCAAGCAAGUACUCGGUGGAUCCAAACUCACAAUGCAGAUCCCGAGGUUGAGUCCGGGAGUGUGGAUAGUAAGUCAUGCAUGAUAGUCGUAACGGAUGCCUGCCUGCCUCUAGCUGCAUCAGGAGAAUCACCUCUCAUGGCUCGUGUUUUGAUAAACUAUGAAUUACCAACAAAGAAGGAGACAUACUUUCGGCGCAUGUCAACUUGUUUAGCAGCAGAUGGAAUCGUGAUUAACAUGGUUGUCGGAGGUGAAGUUGUGACCCUCAAGGGGCUCGAAGAGAGCAGUGGUCUUGUCAUUGCGGAGAUGCCAAUAAAUAUCUCCGAGAUCUUAUGACGAUACAUUGUCAUGAAAUUUUAGAAGUUUCAUAAGUCAUAACUCAACAAGGAGUAAUCUUGGGAGGGACUAAUCCUUGCCCUGUACACUGGUUGCUCAAGGAGAAAGGAGUAUGUAAACAUUAUUCUUGCUCACUAUCCAUGGAUUUGAUAUUAUGAUUGCUUAUAAUAGGAAAAUAAUUUGAUAUUAUUUGGAUUACCAAUAUAUGGUUGUUUUCUUUUUA